Candidozyma pseudohaemuli is the source of this 3630-nucleotide messenger RNA. RefSeq names its product Rho family guanine nucleotide exchange factor (gene ROM2). Gene Ontology annotation, biological process: intracellular signal transduction. The transcript has 2 exons. The record is from RefSeq and is a predicted model, not a curated record. Lineage: Eukaryota; Fungi; Ascomycota; Pichiomycetes; Serinales; Metschnikowiaceae. The coding region runs from base 1 to 3630 and encodes 1209 amino acids. Gene Ontology annotation, molecular function: guanyl-nucleotide exchange factor activity.
AUGUCUUACGGCAAGGGGUCAGCGAGACCUGACGCUAUGAAUCUCCCAGAACACCUAAUACCACAUGGUAUGCUUGGUCAGAUUGGAAGAAGCCAACGACCCCCGCAAGAAUUGAAUAACUCACGGUCUUACCACGAGACAAAUUCCGCUCCUAGUCAUACCGAGUUUGUCUCAUCAGCUGCGGAUGCAGCUUUUGACAAUUCUAACAAGUUAUCUCACUCCUCACUGCUGCUACUGUACGACAAGCAACAACAACAACUACCACAAGGCAUGGUGAAUCAAUAUCCAGACACGAAAUCCGCUGCUUAUAACUCAAGGUGGGCGGGACCGCCCACUGGCAAAGCGCCCUACCCUACGUCCAACAACUUUUCAAACCCAGAUAGCCUCAAUGAUUCUCAGCGCUCUCAACAAAUUCCUUAUAAUGGGAGGUACCAGCCACAGUAUACUGCUCACCAGGUGAACCGUCCACAAUAUCAAGGCCAGAGACUGAUGACAAGCACGCUGAGCAACCCUUACCUGGCACCAUACGCGAACUCGAGCGCUGGUCAGCUUCCGAGGCAGGGCCUGCGAGGCACACUUCAAUCACAAAACGGAAGCUCACUCUCUCUUGAUACUACGGGAUCCAUUCAGAAUCCACCAUAUGGAGCUGGUACUCCCUUUGGAACUGUGCCUGAGUACGGCUACGCGGAACAUCCUACUUCGACGAACUCCGGUGUUACCGGACAGCAUGAUAUGCCUCCAUCUCAACCUGGUAUGUUCGGCUUUCCAUCUGCUCAAACGUUUAACUCGAAUCCUCGAAAGGCACCUUCGUCGAUGAAGCCAAUGCCCGAGGUAAUCCUCACAAUCAACAUGAAGGAUGGUUUGGAAUACCAUGACUCUUUUACUGGUGACACAGCGGUUGAUGUGAUUUGCAGCAUCAUUCGCACAAAUGACAGAAAUCUUGCAUUGCUUUUAGGGCGCUCAUUAGAUGCGCAGAAGUUCUUUCACGACGUAACAUACAAUCACAGACUAAGAGACCUGAGUCACGAGGUUUACACAUUCAGCCGGAACUACAAUGAUGUGGAAUUUUUUGCAGAAGAUGGGAAUGGUCAUGGCAGCAACAAUAAUUCGAAUCGUGGUUCGUUUAAUGAGCACCAGAUGUCUGUUCUGCCGCAGCCUCCAUCCUCUGCCCCAUAUCCUACAUCAUCAGCUCCUCCAAGUAUACCUCCAAGCCCCGUCGAUGGUGGCAUUGCUGUCUUUGGACAGAAUCACAAGCCGCGAGAGCUUCAGGAGUCUUCAGGUGUCAACGGUGUCUUCACAAUUUUGAGUAACUGCUAUUCACCAACUUGUACUCGCGACAGUCUUUGUUACUCUAUCGCCUGUCCCCGCCGAUUAGAGCAACAAGCAAGAUUAAACAUGAAACCAAGAGGUGGACUUAAAAGAGCAGUUUCUAGACUUUCUUUGCAUGACAAUGAGACCAACAAAACGCUUUGGCACGAAACUGUUGAUCAACUGGUUCUUGAUGAUCUUGAUAAACAUGAGAAGAUGCGCCAAGAACUAAUCUACGAGCUAAUCUACACCGAAAGAGAUUAUGUCAAGGAUCUUGAGUUUAUGACAGACUUUUACAUACUUCCAUUGCGCAACCCAGCGAAUAAUAUCAUUCCAGAGCGUGAACGUGAGGCUUUUAUAAGAACUGUUUUCGGUGGAGUGAGUGAAUUGCUACGCCUCGCAAAAAGUCUUAGCGAAGCACUCACGAACAGGCAACAGCAACAAAAACCGGUUGUGGAGAGCGUUGGUGAUGUGUUUUUGCAGUUUGUGGGCUCGUUUGACCCUUUCAUUAAAUACUCUGGUAACAAGGUUUUCGCCAGUUUCGAACAUGAAAGACAGCAACAAGUGAACAUCAAAUAUGCGAGAUUUUUGGAUGCGAUUGAGAAGAAACCAGAGUCAAGAAAACAAGACUUAUCAUCCUUUUUGAUUAAGGGUGUUCAACGUCCUGCAAGGUACCAACUUCUUCUAGGCGGUAUUCUUAAGAAUACGAAUGAAUCAUCUCCGGACUACAAGAAUCUUGUGAAAGCAAAGGAAGAAAUCGAAAAGGUAUUGAAUAAGAUCAACAUUCAGACUGGUGAAAGUACUGAUCGUCAUAAAAUAAUGGUUUUGCAUAGGCUUCUUGGGCGUCAAACACUAGAGGACAGAUUCAACUUCAAACUCAACUACAACAAUAGGAUUAUUUAUCAGGUGACACUCAGCAGAAAGCGUGAUAACGAGAAGAUUGAUCUCUAUUUGUUCGAACACGCAUUAUUGCUCGUGAAACACAAGAUACAAAACAAAAGAGAAGUCCACAAGGUCUUUGAAAAGCCGAUUUACUUGCCAUUGCUUUUUGUGAACAGUGGGUAUGACUCUCCAGGAAUCAAGUCGAUUCUACAGUUCAGAGAAAAUGGUUCAAUAAUAUCUGACACGAGUUUGAGAAACCGUGCUGAAGCAUCGAACUAUAAUCCUGUUUCUUCCUCGCAGCAAAAGCUUCAGGUCAAUUUCUUGGGACUUGGUAAUAACCCUGUUCAUGUCUCCUUGUACGCAGACGACGUCACCAAUCAAAGUCAAAUCUUGCUGCAAGUUCAGCAGCAGCAGAGGAAACUCCUUGAUAAGCAUGAUAUAUUUUCCCUAAGCAAGUAUGAGACUCGAAGGUUUACUGGUCACAAUAGGAUUAAUUGUGCAGUGCCUUGCUAUGGUGGAAAGAAGUUGUUAUAUGGUACUGAUGCUGGCGUUUGGGUUUCCACUGUGCGUUCUAUCAGCAUGACGUCGAAUGAGAAGAUUUGUUCUGACCCAACAAUGGUAAUCAGCAAGCCUUACAUUUCCCAAAUGGAGGUUUUGGUUGAGUAUUCGAAGUUGUUGGUUCUUUCUGAGAAGACGUUGUAUGAGUUCGACCUUUCAUGCACGGACUCGCUUGACCAUGUGAAAAAUACGAGAAGUGGAAAGAUUAUUCUCAAUUAUGUAUCUUUCUUCAAAACUGGAGUUUGUGAUGGUCGAUUAUUGGUUUGCGCAGUGAAGAGUGGAAGUGCAAAAGCUAUCAGCAUUGUUGAGCCCACCAAUCCAUUUGACUCCAAGAUGAGAGGAAAGGGAAAGAAACCGGAGGUUAGAGAGAUUGCUUUCAUGUCCGAGCCUGUUUCCAUUUCAUUUUUGAAGACAAAGUUGUGUAUUGGUUGCACGAAGGGUUUCGAGAUUUUAUCUCUUGAGGCUGGAAGGAAAGAGCCUAUUCUUGAUGAAGCAGACCCCUCAUUGGAUUUCGCCACGCAAAGAGAAAGUGUGGCACCUCUAGGAAUUCAUAGAUUGGGGAAGAACUUCCUUUUGAGUUACAGUGAAUUUUCCUUCUUGAUCAACCGUAACGGUUGGAGAACAAAACAUGACUGGGGAAUAUUUUGGGAGGGCUCACCGCAAAAUAUUGCAUUAUUCUAUCCAUAUUUGUUGGCUUUCGACCCUGGUUUCAUUGAGAUACGUGAUUUGGAAAGCACGACUCUUAUCAGAGCAUUGAUUGGUGAAAACAUUCGAUUCUUGCAUUCGAACGAGCACGAGGCUUUGUAUGCGUGUGAAGAAAAUGGCUACGAUAUCAUCGUUUCGAUUGACUUCUUGAAUUUGAAGCCGAAGCAAAAAAGUUAA